UGUGUGGGUAGAGUCUAGUGUGUGUGCAUAGAGUCAGUGUAAAUAUAUGUGAGUGUGUGGGCAGAGUCUAGUGUGUGUGCAUAGAGUCAGUGUAAAUAUGUGUGAGUGUGUGGGUAGAGUCUAGUGUGUGUGCAUAGAGUCAGUGUAAAUAUAUGUGAGUGUGUGGGUAGAGUCUAGUGUGUGUGCAUAGAGUCAGUGUAAAUAUAUGUGAGUGUGUGGGCAGAGUCUAGUGUGUGUGCAUAGAGUCAGUGUAAAUAUAUGUGAGUGUGUGGGUAGAGUCUAGUGUGUGUGCAUAGAGUCAGUGUAAAUAUAUGUGAGUGUGUGGGUAGAGUCUAGUGUGUGUGCAUAGAGUCAGUGUAAAUAUAUGUGAGUGUGUGGGUAGAGUCUCGUGUGUGUGUGUGCAUAGAGUCAGUGCAAGAGAGUUGGUGCAACAAGGGUUAAUGCAGGUAGUCCGGGUAGCCAUUUGACUAGCUAUUUAGCAGUCUUGUUUGAAGUCUUAUGGGUUGGGGGUGGAAGCUUUUCAGGCUCCUGGUGGUUCCUGACUUGCAUCGGUACUGUUUGCUGUGCGGUAGCAGAGAGAUCAGUCUGUGGCUUGGGUGGCUGAAGAUUUUGAUAAUUUCUUGGUCCUUCCUCUGACACCGCCUGGUAUAGUUUUAAUCACUUAAUAAUUCAUAAACAAACUUGAUCUCAGUAAAAACACUGUAACUAAUUGGUAGGUCUACCUUUACUUGUUACUUCUGUGACCUUUCAUUAUCCUCCCUCCUCAUGAGUGAGAGAAAUGAGAGAUUUUUGGUAAGGGAAUUACAAGGCAGAAGGAAUGUAGUCUAAACAACAAAAUAUAAGUGUUGAUAUUCGUUGGCAGAGGUCUUUACAUUAUUGUUGUUUUGAUGUAUUUCUAAAACAUUUUAAUACUUUUUCUUGUAGAUGAUUUCUGAGACCCAUUUUCCAUCUGUUUGACCAGAAAUGAAAACCUUUGCUUAUUCCACAUUUUUAGGAUGAAAAUGUUUGGAAAAUGUAUAUAUGCCUUAAUUUGUAAAACCAUAGACUCUUAACUUUCAUUUGACACCACAUUUGCCAUGUUCCUGUGAACUUCACAUGUUGCGCUCAUGGGUCCUUUUCAGAUGAAAUGCCGUCUGUACCGUAUCUACUAGCACACAGCAGUUGAAAGAGACUAUCCAGGAUGACUGACAGAAUUAUUCCUCGUCUUAACGGUGGAUAUUCACCUUCAUCUGCAUCUUACCCAUAUUAUAACCCUCAAUGUAUUGUUUUUAUGUUUGGCAUGGUUCAACAAAUUAUAUCGAUUACUCAUAGGCUACAUUUUCAAGCUGAACUACAGUAAACAGAUGGACCGCCUGGGAGUAGGUCUCAGUGAGAGAACAGCAGGCUGAAGGGAGGCAACGGGCCGAGACAAAGAGAGGGCUCCUGCCUCCUGCACUGAGGGCCAGAGGCAGCUGAGCUGAGAGGAUGGGAGGAGAGAGAGGGGGGGUGUCAUUAGGGUAGUUUGUAAUUAUGUCUCUCUUUGUUUAGAGGGCCUGUGACAGGGAUGAAGUGAGGGGGAGGUCUUGCUGCUGAAAAGAUGUUGUGUAUCAGUGUUGUGUGUAGUUAUCUUUCUCCCUUGAGUAUUUCUUACUGUAGCUCAGUCUCUCUGGUCUGCCUGUCUCUGUGAGGCUCAGACACACCAGGAAAAAGGGUUGCCGGGCUGCAUGCUUCAGCCACAGCAGUGGACUUUCUCAUUGGAGGCAAUUCUGAGGCAGUAGACCAUUCUGAGGCAAUGCUAAGGAAAGGUCCAAUAGUCCUGACAUCUGGAUUCUGGAUGAAGAUGCUUUAAAGAAGUCCAUUCUGUACCCAUUGAAGCUCGGGAUUCUGGGAUACACCCAGGAACACAGCUGACAGAGUUUGCCAACAGAUUCUAUACCUCUGAACAGGACUGAGGACAGAAGAGCAGUUGAACAGGUAGAUGGAGAAGCAGCUGACUAUUGGCCUGUUUCUGUUGCUGGGGCUCCUCCUAGUCAUGACUGAGGUGGGGGGGCGGAAGGAAGAGUCCCAAAAGCGCCUUUCCCGCUCCUCAGAGCUAAAAGCAGGCCGCUGCUCCUACACAUUCAUUGUUCCCCAGCAAAAACUGAAGGGGGCGCUGUGCGUGAGCACCGAGUCUACCACCGGCGCCGCCAACCACUCAGAGGUAACGGCUCUGCGGGGGGAGUUGAACCAUCAGCAGGAACAGCUGGAGAAGCUGAGAGGCCAGCUGGAGCAGGAGGGCGCCCUGGUUAUGGAGGUACGGGCGCUACGGAAAGAGAGUGGCAGCAUGAACUCCCGCAUCGCCCAGCUCUAUGCCCAGCUGCUGCACGAGGUUAUGUACAAGAAGGACCAGGUGGUCAAACAGAGGCGGGUCGAGAACCUACUGCUCAACGCCACCGCACAGAUGCUGCAGAUCUCCACUAGUUACAGGGAGCUAGAGAAGAAGUAUGGAGCCCUCACCUCCAUGAUGAGCAACCAGAGUCAGCUCAUCGCCCGGCUGGAGAAGCUGUGCCAGGCCACCAAGAACACUACCCCACCUCCACAGAUGACCUCUGAACCCCUGAGUAUCCAGUCCAGUGGGCCCCUGAAUGACAGCUCAGAGUCCAAUGCGAUGGCUAAUGAUGUUCAGAGAGACCAGGGCGCCCCUCCACUACAGCCACAGGAGGAGAGAGAACCCCUGCAGGGGACAAAGGUGCUCCCCACCACCAAGGCUGACACCCCUACCGACGCCCCCUUCAUAAGCUUCCCUGUCACUAAGACCCCAGGACCCUGGAGGGACUGCCAGCAUGUGCUGGACUCGGGCGAGACCACCAAUGGGAUCUACCUGCUGCGCCCACAGAGCGCCAACCGGCUUCUGCAGGCCUGGUGUGAACAGACCAAGGCCCAGGGAGGCUGGACCGUCAUCCAGAGGAGACAGGACGGAUCAGUCAACUUCUUCAGGACCUGGGAGCAGUACAAGCAAGGCUUUGGGAACCUGGAUGGAGAGUACUGGCUGGGUCUGGAGCACCUCUACUGGCUGACCAAGCAGGCCCACUACAAGCUUCGGAUGGCCAUGGAGGACUGGCAGGGCCGCCAGGUGUUUGCAGAGUAUGACAGCUUCCGCCUGGAGCCUGAGAGCGACUGGUACCGUCUGAGGCUGGGGAAAUACCAAGGCAACGCCGGAGACUCAAUGUCCUGGCACAAUGACAAAGCCUUUACAACUCUGGACAAGGAUAAGGAUGCUUAUUCAGGGAACUGUGCCCACUUCCAGAAGGGGGGCUGGUGGUACCACAUGUGUGCCCACUCCAACUUAAACGGCGUGUGGUAUCGAGGGGGUCACUACCGCAGCCGCUACCAGGACGGGGUUUACUGGGCAGAGUUCCAUGGGGGCUCCUACUCCCUCAAGACGGUCACCAUGAUGAUCAAACCCACCUAACCCUCUCCCCAUUGGUGGCACCUUAAUUGGGGAGGAUGGGUUCGUGGUAAUGGCUGGAGUGGAAUAGUUUCAAAUACAUCAAACAUGGCUUCCUUGUGUUUGAUGCCAUUCCAUUCACUCCGUUCGAGCCAUUAUUAUGAGCCGUCCUCCCCUCAGCAGCCUCCUGUGUUAAACACACAUGUCCAUCAGGCAUCAGGGUAAUAUUAUGGUUCCGUCAUGGAUAAGGAAGGAUGUUAAUGAAGUUCUUAUAUGUUAAACAGGUAUGUUAAUGAGACAGUGUUGACAUACCAACACAGAUUGACAUACCAAAACAACAUGUGGAAUUGGUUUCUAACUGCAAUGUAUUUAUUUAAUAAAAAAUUGCAAAACAAUGUUUGAACAUUACUUUUUGAUAUUAUCUAUCUAUCCUCUCACAAACAUACACACACAUACACUCGCAUACACACACAUACACACACAUACACACACCACAAGGUGAGUUAGGAGUCCGUUUAUUUUGCUUAUGAGAACUGACUUUGUGGUUUAAUGCAGUGGUGUAAAGUACUUAAAGUAAAAAUACUUUAAAGUAUGACAUACAUCGAUUUAUGGGGUAUCUGUACUUUACUAUUUAGAUUUUUGAUGACUUACUUUAUUACAUUCUUGAAGAAAAUAAUGUACUUUUUACUCCAUAUGUGUUGGAGUGUGUACA
This is a messenger RNA of Oncorhynchus keta (chum salmon), 4118 nucleotides long. Its product is annotated as angiopoietin-related protein 2-like. The coding region runs from base 1958 to 3430 and encodes 490 amino acids. The record is from RefSeq and is a predicted model, not a curated record. Lineage: Eukaryota; Metazoa; Chordata; Actinopteri; Salmoniformes; Salmonidae. The transcript has 7 exons.